UUCCUCCCGGCGCCUGGUGUUGGCAACGCGCGCGGCAGAUGGACGGGGUGCUCGCGGAAGUGCUGCUCGAGCAGAGCCGGGACCCCCGGGCCCUGUUCGGGACGCUGUGCCGAGGGGAGGCGUCCGCGGAGCGCGUAGAGACGCUGCGCUUCCUUCUGCAGCGGCUGGAGGACGCGGGCACGGACCUGGGCGCGCUCCCGGAGGCGGCGCGCGAGGUCGCCACGGGGUACCUAGUGCCGCUGCUGCGCGGGCGCCCGGGCGGUGCCGACCCCGACCCCGGCCCCGGCCCGCCGAGCCAACGCCGGCGCGUGCUUCGGGCGGCGGGCGCGGCGCUGCGCUCGUGCGCCCGGCUCGCGAGGGGCCCGCCGCUGGCCGCCGCGCUGGCUGAGGAGGCGCUGCGGGACCUGCGGGCCGGGCGGUGCGCGCCGGGCGUCGAGGCUGCCGUGGAGGUGCUGGCGGCCGUCGGGCCCUGCCUGCGGCCCCGCGAGGACGGACCGCUGCUGGAGCGCGUGGCGCAGGCCGCCGUCGCCCUGGCGCUGGGCGCGGACGGGCCCGGGAGCGCCGUGGAUGCGGUGACGCUGGCGGCUGCGCGGCUGCUGCCGGCGCUGGGUCAGUGCGGCGGAGCGGCGUUGCGGGCCGUGUGGGGUGCGCUGGCGGAGCCGAGCGUCCCCUGGGGACCGGACCGCGUCGGGCCGGAGCUGCAGGUGCUGAGUACCCUGGCCGAGAAGCUGCUGCCCCAGCCCGGCGCGCGCGACGUGGGCCCCGACGCGCGGCUCUGCGGGCGCUUCUGGAGGACGGUGCAGACGGGGCUUGGCCGCGCGGAGGACGCCCUGACGCGCAAGCGCGCGCGCUACCUGCUGCAGAGGGCCGUGGAGGUGUCAUCGGAGCUGGGCGCAGACUGUACCUGCGACGCCAACGGUGGAACAGGCCCAAGUCUGUUUUGGUGGUCUGAGAAGAAAAAAGAUGAGCUUCUAAAAUUUUGGGAAAAUUAUAUUUUAAUCAUGGAAACUCUAGAAGGAAAUCAGAGUCCCUGUGAGAUGUCAGUCCACCUGUGCACCAAGCAUUGUUUGUGGAUCAAAGUGGAGAAUGACUCGGGUGCUGAAGAGAGCUGGACAUCCAGGAUACAUGUUAUAAAGCCAGUCUUACCAAAGCUAAACAAUCUGUUUGAAUAUGCAGUGUCAGAGGAAAAUGGCUGCUGGCUCUUUCACCCCUCCUGGCACAUGUGUGUUUAUAAAAGAAUGUUUGAAAGUGAGAAUAAAAUCCUGACCAAAGAAGGUGUUCUCCACUUUCUGGAGCUGUAUGAAUCUGAGUGUCUUCCAUUUUCACCAGACUUUUCUGAGUUUAUUAUUGGACCAUUAAUGGAUGCCCUUUCAGAGAGCUCUCUCUAUGGCAGGUCCCCAGGCCAGCUGGUAGGAAGUGGUUCUCCAUUGGGAUUAAAGUUACAGAAGUUUUUAGUCACUUAUGUUUCUCUUCUUCCAGAAGAAAUAAAGAGUGGCUUUCUGCUCAGGUUUCUUCAGAAGAUGACAAGCAGGCACUGGUGUGCGGUUCCUGUGCUCUUUCUGUCCAGGGCUCUGGCAAGUGUCCCACGGUGCAAGGCCCUGGGCGUGGAAGGGCUGUUGGCCCUCAGGGACGUUCUUCGGUGCACCAUGGUCACACACCAGGUCCUGCUGCGGGGUGCGGCACAGUGCUAUUUACUUCAGGCGGCCCUGCGUUUGGUGGACGUGGAGCAAGUGUCCCUUGGCGACGUCUCUGCGCUCCUCGUGUCUCUGAGACAGGAGGAGUCCUUAGGACGAGGAACUAUGCUGUGGGCAGAGCUCUGCGACUGGCUGCGUGGGAACGAGCGGUACUUCAGGCAGCCCUCUGCCAGUGGCUCCCAGGGCCUACAGGAGGCAUCCUUGACCACAUAUGUGAAGAACCUCAUCCAGGAGUAUGUGAGGUCCCCUGCCUGGGAAGCAGGAGAAGGCAGCCUCGUGCCUGAUGGGCUGGAGGCCCGGCUGACGGCUACAAUGGUCUUGCUGGCGGUGGAUGUGGAAGCAAAGAAGGCCCAAAACAGUGGAAAGCAGAGGACACAGAAUGUGUUGGGGCUGUUCUUGGAUCCCCUGCUGGGAGCCCUGGUGAAGUUCAGUACAAACGCCUACGUGCCGGUGCCGAAGACCGACCGGUGUCUGCAGCUGCUGCUGACGUUGUUGCACACAUGCAUGUUGAGAGGCUCCGGCGCCCAGGAGGAUGAGGUGUCCAUACUUCUGCAGAGCCUCCUCAUGUCCGCCUCAGAGAGUGUGUCCGAGUUCAUUCUCAGGAGACUCACCAUGGACGAGCUCCGCACCGUUUCAGAUCUCGACCGUUGCCACUUGUACCUGAUGGUCUUAACUGAGCUCAUACAUCUCCAGCUGAAGUUGGGGUGGAAAGCGGGUGCCCCUAUCUGCAGAGUUAUUUCUCCUUUGAAGAAUGCAUGCAUUCGGCACCUUCAGGAGACCGAUAGUGGACAGGAGCCCACACUUGCUCGUCAGAUCCAGAGAGUGACUAGCAUGGCCACCUUGGCCAGGGUGUGUGAGGCAAUUGAUCUGCAGCCUGCCCUGCAGCAGGAGUCCCUGAACACGGGGCCCCUGGAAAGGUUCCUUUCCACUCUUCCGUUUAACCAAACUCUGCAGAAGCCCUGUGCAGAGGACCCGGAGAGCAGCAGUUUUUUUGAGGAGUCAUCGUCUUGCCAAGGAUGGGGGAAGAUUGUAGCCCAGUAUGUCCACGAUCAGUGGGUCUGCCUCUCUUUCUUGUUGAGACGGUGCCACCCCCUUGAGCCAGCCGCAGAAGAGGACAAGCUGGAGCCCUCACUGCCCUCUGUGCGUACACCAGCACAGACCCUGUGUGCUGCACUGGAUGCCCUCUCCAUUCUGCCCUCUGACCAGGUCUCACCAGUGUUCUGCUGCAUGAAGGCUCUGGUCCCCCAGCUGCUGACCUCAUCUGAGUCGCUCUGUGUGGAGUCUUUCGACGUGGCCUGGAGAGUCCUGACCUCCUUGAGCAACACCCAGCUGACGUUCUGGCCCAACUUGAGAGCUUUCGUUCAGUUUGUUUUUGAUGAUACCAUUCUCGCCACCGCUGCGAAAACCAAGGGCCAGGCAUAUUUCAGGAUAAAAGAGAUUAUGUACAAGAUCAUUGAAAUGUCUGCUGUAAAAACUGGGGUCUUCAAUACACUGAUGAGUCACUGCUGCCGGUCAUGGCUGGCGUCUGCCAGAGACCCCCAGGGGUCUCUGUCCAGCGCCAGGCACUACAGCGAACUCAUCCUAGAGGCGUGUAUGUUUGGAACUGUGUUCAGACGUGAUCAGAGACUUAUUCAGGAUGUACAGGCCUUCAUAGAGAGUCUGGGACAUGACUGUGCAACCAAUGUUGUCAUGGAGAGUACUAAAAAGGAAGACUGUUAUGUGAGGGUCUGUGCCAUCAAAUUCCUGUGUCUGUUAGACGGCUCGAACACGGCCCACAAGUCAUUCAUGGAGGAUCUUGCAAUCAAGCUGUUGGACAAAGACAAGCAGGUGAACCAGUCUAGAGCCCGCUACUACCAGAAUUCUCUCCAGCACCGGGUGAAGAAUCGGAUAUGGCAGGUGCUGCUCACGCUGUUCCCCAGGUUUGACCAGAACUUCUUGAAUGAGAUUAUUGACAAGAUUUUCCAAGCUGGUUUUGCCAACAAUCAAGCAUCCAUAAAAUAUUUUAUAGAAUGGAUUAUUAUAUUGAUUCUCUAUAAGUUCCCUCAGUUUCUUCCAAAGUUCUGGGAUUGUUUUUCCUAUGGUGAAGAAAAACUUAAAACAAGCAUUUGUACAUUUUUAUCUGUUCUGUCACAUUUGGACAUUAUCAUUCAAAAUAUUCCAGAAAAGAGGCAGGUGCUGAAGCAGGCCCUCCUCGUCGCUCUCCAGUGGGGUCUCAGCCACAACUUCAGCAUCCGGCUGUACGCUCUGGUGGCUCUGAAGAAGGUCUGGGCAGUGUGCAAAGCCCUCUACAUGGAGGAGUGUGAUGCGUGGACGGCUCUCAUUGAGUGUAGUCUUAGCCAGGCGGAAAGCGUGCACGGCACAGGGAAUGCCAAGAAGAACUGGCAGCGCAUCCAGGACCACUUCUUCUUCGCCACGUUUCACCCCCUAGAGGAUUACUGUCUGGAGACCAUCUUUUAUACCCUCCCACGGCUCUCGGGUGUCAUUGAAGAGGAGUGGAUCACCCUUGGCAGAUUUUCCAGCUUCACAGAUAUCCCUUCAGGUUCAGGGCCCCUGUGGUGCUUUUCUCGGACUCUGCUCUGUGAGCUAAAUCCUGGGGACUGGUCCCAGCAGGACGCAGGCACUGGCUCGGGGGAAGCAGACGGCCCUUCUGAGCAGGCUGACGUGCAGAAGAAAAUCAUCCCAUGGGGACACGACCUCCUCGACGCAGACCUGGAGCUUGCGCUCCAGGACCGUGCCGCCAAACUUGGAAAGUCCAUCAGCAGACUGAUUGUAGUGGCCUCGCUCAUUGAUAAACCAACUAAUUUAGGAGGGCUGUGCCGGACCUGUGAGGUGUUCGGGGCCUCAGUGCUGGUGGUCAGCAAUCUUCAUUGUGUCCAUGACAAGCAGUUUCAGCACCUCAGUGUCUCAGCUGAACAGUGGCUUCCUCUGGUGGAGGUGAAGCCGCAUCAGCUCCCUGGUUAUCUGCAACAGAAAAGGGCAGCAGGUUACACGGUCAUUGGAGUGGAGCAGACUGCCCACAGCUCGGACUUGGUCCAGUUCUGCUUCCCUGAGAAGUCGCUGCUCCUGUUGGGCAAUGAACGUGAAGGCAUUCCUGCCAACCUGCUGCGGCAGCUGGAUGUGUGUGUGGAGAUUCCCCAGCAGGGCGUCAUCCGCUCACUGAAUGUGCACGUGAGUGGGGCCCUGCUGAUCUGGGAGUACACCAGGCAGCAGCUGCUCAGGCGUGCAGGAGCCCCAUCGUGAAGCCUGUGCCUUACCUCAGUGGUCACAGUGCCUCCUGACUGCUUUUUAAACUAUUUGGGAAUAGAUUCUGACAUUUAUUGGGAUAUGAAUUUUUUUGUUCUUGCAAUUUAAUGCCAAAAACUUUUUCAUGUGCCUUAAAUAUAUCAUUAUAUAUUUUCUUCUUUGAUAAAUCUUUAUAUAGAUACAUGAUUUUGCUUAUUAAUAAAAUAUUUUACAUAA
This is a messenger RNA of Marmota monax (woodchuck), 5153 nucleotides long. RefSeq names its product TAR (HIV-1) RNA binding protein 1 (gene Tarbp1). Lineage: Eukaryota; Metazoa; Chordata; Mammalia; Rodentia; Sciuridae. Gene Ontology annotation, biological process: tRNA methylation. Gene Ontology annotation, molecular function: RNA binding; tRNA (guanine) methyltransferase activity. The transcript has 31 exons. The record is from RefSeq and is a predicted model, not a curated record. Bases 39 to 4934 code for a protein of 1631 amino acids.